Dioscorea cayenensis subsp. rotundata (Guinea yam) is the source of this 975-nucleotide messenger RNA. Its product is annotated as transcription factor RAX2-like. The transcript has 3 exons. The record is from RefSeq and is a predicted model, not a curated record. NCBI's taxonomy places the organism in Eukaryota, Viridiplantae, Streptophyta, Magnoliopsida, Dioscoreales, Dioscoreaceae. The coding region runs from base 13 to 717 and encodes 234 amino acids.
AUCAAUCUGAUCAUGGGAAGAGCUCCAUGCUGUGAUAGAGCCAAUGUCAAGAGAGGACCUUGGUCUCCAGAUGAAGACAUGCUUCUUAGAAACUAUAUUCAAAAACACGGCACUGGUGGCAACUGGAUUUCUUUGCCUUCCAAAGCAGGGCUUAGAAGAUGUGGCAAAAGUUGUCGUCUAAGGUGGCUGAACUAUCUCAGGCCAGACAUCAAGCAUGGAGGCUACACUGAGGAAGAAGAUACCAUCAUUUGCACUCUCUAUAAGAACAUUGGUAGCAGGUGGUCAGUAAUUGCAUCACACUUACCAGGAAGGACAGACAAUGAUGUGAAGAAUUACUGGAACACAAAGUUGAAAAAGAAGAUGAUGGCAAUAGAUAAUUAUCAAUCAACAAGUCCUUCAACUACAACAACAACAACAACAACAACAACAACAAAAACAACAGAAUCAUUAGUGCCUUAUAAUCUGACAACACAAACAAGUUCUGAAGUAUCUACUGAUUCUUCAUCAUCUGCUGAACAACAUACUGAAAACACUAAUGGCUUGAAUAAUGGAAACUACUGGUCAGGGUACAAUGGAGAUGGAGAGGUGGAAGCAAUGCUGUUUGAAUUAGGGUUUUUCAGUGAUGGCUAUGAUCAAACUCAGGAUCAAGUUAUGGGUGAUGGUGGUCCAUGGUUACCAACUCUUACCAACUUAUGGACAUUCUCGGACCUCCCAUGACAGACAUGCUCCAAAGUGUGACCCAUUCAUAGCUGACAAUUAAUGAAACUUAUAUAUUAUACAAAGUCUAGUUAAAGUAUAUAUAAAUAUAUAUAUGUAAUUGGUUAAACUUUCUGUUAUCAUCAUUGAAAGGUAAUUAGAAGGAGGUUUUUAGGGUUAAGCAGGUGGCUUUAGAGCCUGACAUUUAGAUUUGUAUGGUUUUUCUCAUUGUAUGAAAUCAUGACUCAUGAGAUUAAUUAAUUUCAGUUUUAUGUGAAA